UGAAGAGCGGAUUGUGUACUGAAGGCUCCCGAUCGCUUUCAGAAGCUAAUAAAGGGCGACUUCAGCUCAGUUCACUGCCAAGGAGUGACCUUCAGAGACCAUGGCCCAGAGUCUGCAAGAGGAGGUGACCUGUCCGGUUUGUCUGGAAAUUUUCUUAAGCCCCAUUUUACUCCCCUGUGCACACAUUUUCUGCUUUCAUUGCGUGCGAAGAUGGAUGCUGGAACACAGGGAUCUGAAAUUGACCUGCCCCGUGUGUCGAGGGGUAAGUGACAGCCCCCCUUUGGAGGAAUGGCAAAUUGGAGCACUAUCGCUUCUGUUCACACAGCACAGUGCCCUACUGGAGAAAAGUCUGCACGUAAGCAAUGAGUUGUUGAGGUUCCGGGAGGAUAUGACCCUGGAUACAAGCACCGCCCACUCCUUCCUCAUCCUCUCUGAUGACCUCAAGAAUGUUCGGUGUGGGAAGAUCUGCCGCAACCCAGUGGAAGAUCCCCAGAGGUUCACCCACCUGGCCUGUGUCCUGGGCACCCCAUGCUUCUCCUCCGGCUGCCAUUACUGGGAGGUCGAAGUGGGACAGGCGGAGGAGUGGACCCUGGGGAUCUGCCAGGAAUCAGUCGACAGAAAGAGAAAGGCCGGUUUCUCCUCCGAGCAUGGCUUCUGGUUUAUCAGCAUGAAGGCAGGGACCAUCUAUACCAGCUCCUUCCCAGAAACCAGAAUUCCUGCGAGCCCUGAACUUAGCCACGUAGGAAUUUUUUUAGAUGUUGAGAUGGAAGAAAUCAAGUUUUUUGAUGUGAGAGGUAAUGCCCUCAUCUAUACACACAGUCAUCUCUCAUGCGUGGAGCCUUUGCGUCCAUUCUUCUGUCCCGAGCUGCCUAGAGAAAGUGACAGUGGUGCCUCCCUGAAACUCUGCUCAUGAGAAACUCAGCACUUCCUAGAAGAUUUCUCAGAGGUGAAUGAGACCUUUGACUCGAGAAAGGGCAGAAUGACCUAGAGAGAGACCAUGUGUGUAGUAGAAAGGUUGUGCCGAUUUUUGAAAUAGAUUUUGUAGACUUUGCAGCUGAAUAGUUUUUAGGGUGCAUUUUGUAGACUUCGUAGCUAAAGAACUAUGGGGCCUUAGGGGGUGUUAGUAAGCACUCUAAGCCCCAGUUUUCCUAGUCUUCAAGUGGGGAUCAUUAUAUCUCUCAGCCAAAUAGCUGUGAUGAUCAGAGACGAUGCUGUGCAUUUAUUUUGUACUAAAUACAAAUGGGCCAUUUCAGACUGGAAGUUAAAUAAAAUAUU
Prionailurus viverrinus (fishing cat) is the source of this 1275-nucleotide messenger RNA. RefSeq names its product ret finger protein like 4B (gene RFPL4B). NCBI's taxonomy places the organism in Eukaryota, Metazoa, Chordata, Mammalia, Carnivora, Felidae. Gene Ontology annotation, molecular function: protein binding. The record is from RefSeq and is a predicted model, not a curated record. The transcript has a single exon. Bases 101 to 913 code for a protein of 270 amino acids.